This is a messenger RNA of Nerophis lumbriciformis (worm pipefish), 1313 nucleotides long. RefSeq lists its product as uncharacterized. NCBI's taxonomy places the organism in Eukaryota, Metazoa, Chordata, Actinopteri, Syngnathiformes, Syngnathidae. Gene Ontology annotation, molecular function: methyltransferase activity; 2-oxoglutarate-dependent dioxygenase activity. The record is from RefSeq and is a predicted model, not a curated record.
AAACCAGCUCACAGCGAACACAGCAUUGACAGAAAAGGCAUUUAACGAGGUUUCACGGCAUUUUAAACUGUUCUAAAUGGCGUAUGAUUAUGUAAAUAGUCUUUCCAGUGAGGCUAGGUUAAGAUACAAGUUAAAAUGUUCUGUAGUUGGAUUAAACGAUUGCCCUUACCGCCUUCCAGCAGAUGCGUGGACUGAUAAUCCUACACAAUGGCCGGACAUGGAAUUUGGAAAUCUUUAUGUUUACCUCACAAGCGCACCAGCUGGCAAUGUUGAGCAGGGUGAACAACCUGAAGCUGAACCAGCUCAAGACCCAGGAAGUGAUCUUGGACAGCAGGAGGAGAAAAACUACCAUACAGCCUCUGUACAUCGAUGGGGGCUGUGUGGAAAGAGUCUCAUCCCUACGCUUCCUGGGAGUUCACCUGGAGGAGGACCUGUCCUGGAGGACCAACACCACGGCCAUCGUCAAGAGGGCACAGCAGAGGCUCUACUUCUUGAGAGUACUCAGGAAUCUCCACCUGAGACAGGAUCUACUGGUGUCCUCCUACCGCUGUUCUGUGGAGAGCAUCCUCACAUACUGCAUCUGCGUAUGGUUCUGCAGCUGCACAGCAGCAGAGAGGAAAGCUCUCCAGAGGGUCGUCAACUCGCCCCAAAAAAUCAUCGGGUGCCCCCUCCCCUCCCUGGAAGAACUGUACAACUCCCGCUGCCUGAAGAAGGCAGCCAACAUACUCAAGGACCCAUCCCACCCCGGCAACAGCCACUUCGAUCGGCUGCCUUCCGGCAGACGUUUCAGAACCAUGCGAACCCGCACAAAUAAACUCAAGAACAGUUUCUACAUCCGGGCCAUAACUGCACUAAACACAGCUGGAAUGUAACAAAAAAAUAAAAAUAUAAAAUAAAAACUCCGUCACGUGCAACAUGAGGAAGCUACCGGUCAAUCACGAUCCGGGACUGUGCAAUCAGUGAUUACACGCCAACUGGACAAUAUUUACCAUAUUUAUUUACAUAUUUAAUCCACAAUAAAAGCCUGCACAGCAUAGGAGGUAGGAAAUACUGACUCCCACCCCCCUCAGCACACUGGGAACCAGCAUUACUCCUCUCUAGUCAGUUUACUAGUCACUUUAUACUUUUUAUUGUCUCAUUUUUUUUUUUUACAUUGCCUCUUAGAGUGGUCUUAGGCCAUAUUGUAUAUUGCAUAUUGUGUAUAUUGUGUAGUUUCUGUAUAUUGUGUGGUUUCUUCUUUUUUUUAAAUGCAAAGCACAUCAGGGAAGCAACCUAAAUUUCGUUGGACCUGUAUCUGUACAUGCACAAUGAUA